UGUUACGGUGUCGGGACAUCUCUGAUUGGACGGCGGCGUUGGGCGUUACUUCUAUUCAGGAAACUAUUAUUUCUCUGUUUAUGUUCCUCUUUGCAUCAUCAGCUGGAGGAUCCGGAGUUUUACAGACACCGUCCGCGUCUCUGAGGAGUGGUUCAUGGUCACCCAUCAGAUACACCCAUGAAAAGAAAAUCUAGUACUCCCCUGCGUCCCAAACGCAGCAAGUCGGUCAGUGUCGGCGGUGAUUGUGCUCCAGAGCCGGGCACAGUGCUUAGCUCCAAUGCACCACCAAACUCUGACACCGUCCCAGAAUCUACCUCGCUCAUCCGACACCUGAGGAUGUCAAGGCACAGUCACAACCUCCUCAAGUUUCUGGAUGAGGACCGGAGCCGGGGGAAGUUCUGCGAUGUGUCUGUGUCUGUGGGUGGAACGAUCUACAGAGCCCACAAGGUGGUGUUGGCUCACGGGAGCAGCUACUUUCACGCUGAGCUGUCCAAGAACCCUGCAAUGACCAAUGUGACUCUGGACCACGUGGAGGACUCCGUUUUCCAGCACCUGCUCGACUUUUUGUACACCUCCGAGUGUGUUGUCACAGACACAGACCUCCCGGCUCUAAUUGAAGCAGCACGAUUUCUGGACAUGAUGGAUAUACUAAAGAUGCUGUGUAAAGAAGGGGAGGUCCACCCUGUAAGUGUGAUCCAGGCCCAGGCUGAGAUAAGAGCGUCUUCCGAGGUAGAAAUGACCUCCAGUGACUCACCAGCAGGCAACGCUGCCGUCCAGAGCCCACUUGAGCAGAGCAACCUGUGCAAUCGCCAGUUUAAUGCAGAAAACUCUGUGCAGAACCACUUGGCUGAGAGUCACGGUGAUGUACAGCAGGAAACCCCGACAGAGGGAGAGAAGGCAGAAGGUCAGAGGACUGUUCUCACACGGAGAUCAGCUCGUAGGAGGAGAACACCCACUAAGUAUAAGAGAGAUGAUGUGGAGUACUUUGUCAACACACCUGAGGAAACACAGAAGAUUUUAUCACCAAGCGAGCGGCACAAAGCUAGAGUAGAGGAAGCAGGAAAUGCGGUUGUGGAAAAGCAGACGUCCAAACCGAGCUUAAAAGAGACGUCUAAACCAGCUCUCGACGAUGACGUGGUGGAUGAGGAAGAUGAAGUGGAGGAGGGAGGAGACGUGAACGAGGAUGUGGCUGCCCAAAAGACAGCCGCAGCAGACAAGAGCGCAAGUCAGCAGGGUCCAGAUGGAGAAGGGUCAGAGUGCCUAGGUGUUCGAGAGGUGGAGGUGCAGGCGCCUGCAGCAGGAAGCUCCAACCAGAGCCCGGUGUACCCUGAGGGUCUGGCCCCAGUCAUCAUCCAGACCUCCAGCAAGAAGAUUCUCAUGUGUCCCAAAUGUGACAAGACCUUUGACCGUGCAGGGAAGUACGAGAGUCACACCAGAGUGCACACGGGAGAGAAACCGUUCCAGUGUGACAUCUGUUUCCAGCGCUACUCCACCAAGUCUAACCUGACCGUGCACAGGAAGAAGCACGCCGGCGACGCUCCCUUCCAGAAGAAGGAGCACAAAUGUCCCUUCUGCAACAAGCUGCAUGCCAGCAAGAAAACCCUGGCCAAACAUGUCAGGAGGUUUCAUCCCGACAACAUCCAAGAGUUUCUUACCAAGAGGAAGAGGAAGAGUGAAGGCUGGAAAUGUGCUAUUUGUCUGAAGACCUUCACCCGCAGGCCUCAUCUGCAGGAGCACAUGAUCCUGCACACACAGGAACGCCCUUUUAAAUGCACCUUCUGUGAUGAGUACUUCAAGUCGAGGUUUGCCAGGCUGAAGCACCAAGAAAAGUAUCACUUAGGUCCGUUUCCCUGUGAGAUCUGUGGCCGACAGUUCAAUGACACAGGCAACAGGAAGCGACACAUUGAGUGUACUCACGGAGGCAAGAGAAAGUGGACCUGUUUUAUCUGUGGGAAAUCAGUGCGGGAAAGGACAACGCUGAGGGAGCACAUGAGGAUCCACAGUGGGGAGAAACCUCACCUGUGUAGUAUCUGCGGCCAAAGUUUCCGUCAUGGCAGCUCCUACAGGCUCCACCUCCGAGUACACCAUGAUGACAAGCGCUACGAGUGUGACGAGUGUGGGAAAACCUUUAUACGCCACGAUCACCUGACCAAGCAUCAGAAAAUACACUCCGGUGAGAAAGCACACCAGUGUGAGGAGUGUGGGAAGUGCUUCAGGCGCCAUGAUCAUCUGACUGUCCACUACAAAAGUGUUCAUUUAGGAGAGAAAGUCUGGCAGAAGUAUAAAACUGCAGUGCAUCAGUGUGAGGUCUGCAAGAAGGAAUUUAAAGGAAAGUCCAGUCUGGAAAUGCACUUCAGGACACACUCAGGUGAGAAACCCCACAGAUGUCCUGAAUGCCACCAGACAUUUCGGAUCAAGAAGACCUUGACAAAGCACAUGGUGAUUCACUCGGACGCUCGUCCUUUUAACUGUCCACAGUGCAGCGCCACCUUCAAAAGAAAAGACAAGCUCAAGUACCACGUCGACCAUGUGCACAGCACGCGAUUCACCGGGCAGCCCGUCAGCACCCUCAGCGAGGACAAAAUAGUCUCCAUCCCUUUUGAGGAGACCUCGAAGGCGUAUCGCGCUGAGCCUAAGUCGGCUCUUCAAAGCUGCCCCCCUCCCGCUAUGAAUGUUUGCGUGCCAGUCACUUUAGUUCCUAUCCAGACGGCAGGAGGAGCACAAGGUGAGCUGAACACGUCGUCUCUCUCCUCCCAGACUCAUAAUGUCGUGAGCAUGCAGGCUCAAGGACAGCAGCAGAACUCCGUCUACCAGGCUGCCACCGACCUGGCGUUCUUAGAGAAGUACACCCUCACCCCCCAGCCCACCAACAUCGUCCACCCUGUGAGGCCUGAUCAGAUGCUGGAUCCGCGAGAGCAGUCCUACCUGGGCACGCUACUGGGACUGGAUUCAUCUUCCUCUGUACAGAACAUGUCCAACUCUGACCACAGGCACUGAUGCUCCUUACUCCACUGAGUCUUAAAGGAACCUAGUCAUUUGAAUCCGAAGAACAAAACUUCAGUAUUCACCACUAAAAUAUGUUUGCAUUUGGAGACAGGGAGUUUCAGCUUUUUGAACUGUAAAUGACUCAAUUUAAGGCUACAUCAACACAUGUAUUUGUUUGAAAAAGCAUCAACUCUGCUCCAGAUAUGCCUGCUGUCCACACUAUUCCUGAGUAUUAGAAUUAGAGCCACUAAAACUGAGAAGACUGGAAACACUGCUGAUCUCAUUUUAGUCUGAGACGUUUGGAAACAAUGACGUAGACACUAGGGCUGCACGAUAUAUCGAAAAUGUAUCAUCAACGCGAUAUCAACAUGCGCGAUAUACGUAUCGCAAAAGACUGCUUGAACUGCGAUAAAUGGUGUUCUAUGCGCCAUGCAAACUGGGUGGGACUGUGGAUUUAUACCAGGGCGUUUUUUUUAAUUUUUUUUAGUACAGUAUAAUAAACCAUGAAAAAUACCACUUUAACUGUAAAAUCUGGAACUAAAAGUGAAAAAGACAAGUUUGGGAACAAUUUGAUACCAGUUACAUGGUCACACAAAGUGGCUUUAACAAUAUUUUUUUCUUUUCGUGCAUCAGUUUUAGCACGAGCCUUUAGUGUCACGGAAUGACACAAUUCAUUUUGAUUCAUCAAUUGGCAGAAACCUUAAUGCAGGUUUUGAGGACUUGGUUCAUCAUUCAUGUUCCUAAAUGCACAACAUGUACUUUUCUGCUGCUCAGAUUCUCUCAGUCAAAACAAUAACAAGUUUUGCAUGGAAUCAUGGGAAUUGUAGUCGUUACCACCAUCGUCAUCACUGCGCUCAGCUCCUCCUGGUUAAGAUUCCUGCAGUGUUAAUAAAUCAUGAGGUUUUUAGCUGGAGCCAAAUUAUCCACAUUAUCAGUCUCCUCCUCCUCCACAACAAAUAGACCCGUGUGAUGCUGACGCCCGUUCGGCGAGCGCAGGGCGUCUGUGAGCGGCUGCGAGCUGUGUAACCACUGUUCGCUCAGCUUGUUCCUAUGAUAACUCAAAUCUGUCAUCCACUUAAAUGUUUAAUUGUGAAAUGUGUAAAAAUGUGGCUUAAAACUGGAUAAAAGUCGAUCAGGAUUGUUUCUGUUAAACAACCAACAGUGAUGUUUGUACAUAGGAGAUAAUUGACAGACAUGUAAAUGGAAUUAUGUAUUUUCUGGGUUUAAAAACAGCUGGAAACAUUUGGGAUGGUGUAAGUACACAACACAACAAAACAUUACAGAGGUUUAUUGGUUUUAAAGCAGAAAAGUUGGAUGUUAUACAUAUUCACAGGUUAAUUAUAACAUAACAAACAUUACUACUGAGGAGAUGUAAAGUGGGUGGUCUUACGUUGUAAUGUGUGUACUUUUUAAAAAACUUUUUUUACUCAUGCAGUGUAAUUAUGAGCUAAUUAUCUAAGUGUUAGAAGUUGAUGAUUGCACCGAUUUGUCAAUUAGCAUUUUCGACGACCUGAACAUGCUUGAAAUCUGACAAAUUGUUGUACAUGCAUCACGUCUGGCCAAAAAUCUUUUAUUGUACCGCGCAUGUGCGAGAAAAAUGGCUUAAUUGCGCCGCCCAACAAUUUUAAUAAUUGAAGCCUUCUGCCUUAACUUUGCCCAAGAUGUAUGAAAUUUGGGAGGCACAUCUAUUAGUUUGAGACCAUAAAAAAGCUUGUGGAUCCGUACCCUAAACCCACCAGGAGAAAUUCUAUUUUAAGUUGCAAAUUGUUUGCCUUUUCCACACCUCGUACUUCCAAGGGAAUUAAUCCAGUUUACUUAACUAAAUCUUAAAGAUCUUGACAAUGUUAAAUUGCGAAAGUUUUUAGUUUUCUUUGAACAACAGGACACAUUUCUAUGUUUUUGAUAAAAACCUGUACGUGGUCAGAUCUGUAACGUCGUGGCAACUGCACCUCCCAGACACUGCACAAAGGUGCGAGGACCCUUCAAUACUGCACAGAGCUUAGAGCUUAAUUUAAUUGAAAUGGUAAAUCAUAUGAAAUAUGAUUAAAACAAUUAUGAACAAUUUCCAACUGUGAAAUGAUUGAAUUUCAGAGGGUAGUUGAAGAAAGAGACGGAUUAAAUAGAAAUCCUGUGUAAAAGUAUCAGUUGCACCUCGAGGAGGUGUUGCUGUUUUAAAUUGUGUCGCAGCUGUUAUUGUUUUUAUUGUCUGUCAAUCAGCUGAGUUAAUAUUAAUGAUCUGUUACAGAAUUGAUUCUGUUCUGAAACUUCUCAAACUUUGUGUCAUGAUCAAUAAAAUCUGAUGGGAAUGAA
Hippoglossus stenolepis (Pacific halibut) is the source of this 5295-nucleotide messenger RNA. It is a transcript of the gene zbtb41, whose product is annotated as zinc finger and BTB domain containing 41. NCBI's taxonomy places the organism in Eukaryota, Metazoa, Chordata, Actinopteri, Pleuronectiformes, Pleuronectidae. Gene Ontology annotation, molecular function: protein binding. The record is from RefSeq and is a predicted model, not a curated record. Bases 178 to 2997 code for a protein of 939 amino acids. The transcript has 11 exons.